Molecule: messenger RNA, 624 nt
Organism: Recurvomyces mirabilis
Lineage: Eukaryota; Fungi; Ascomycota; Dothideomycetes; Mycosphaerellales; Teratosphaeriaceae
Exons: 2
Coding region: 1-624 (207 amino acids)
Biological process (GO): proteolysis
Molecular function (GO): serine-type endopeptidase activity
Source: RefSeq, a predicted model, not a curated record
AUGCCCGAAGCAGAUAAUGAGAACGCGGUAGCGCUUGGAGCGAGCUACGGUGGUUAUAUGAUGAACUGGAUUCAGGGUCACGACCUUGGUCGCAAGUUCAAAGCACUCGUCUGCCACGACGGCAUUACCACGUUCGCCGGUGGUAUGCUCGCGACCGAAGAGCUAUACUUCCCCUUCCACGAUCUCGGAGGCACGCCAUGGUAUGACCCCGGCUUCUCAGCUGCCAGCAAAGAAGCAAAGAACAACUUUGGAUCCUCGACGCUGUCAGACUGGAAGAAGUGGGAUCCUAGCGAGCACUUUGAUCAAUGGUCGACGCCCGAGCUAGUCAUUCACAGCGAGCUCGACUAUCGACUUACUGUCUCGGAAGGCUUGACUGCCUUCAAUGUGUUACAAGCUCGAGGCGUGGAGAGCGAGUUCUUGACAUUUCCAGAUGAGAAUCACUGGGUUUUGAAGCCAGAGAAUAGUCUUGUGUGGCAUAAAGUCGUGCUCAAUUGGAUCAACAAGCAUGUUGGGUUGCCGCCGUAUACGAAAGAAGAUCGAGAUGGUGAGGAAUUCUGGGGAGGUGUCAGAGAUGCGAAGGAAAGUCUAGCAGAACUGCCUGGAGCUGGGAAGCCGGAGACUUGA